CUUGAGUAGGAAUCCGUUGACAAGCACCAAGCUUUUCAAGAUGGCCCUUCUCACAAUUCUUAGAAUUCUUUUUUGGGGAAUGGUGUUUUUUAUGGAACAUAGGGUCCAAAUGGCAAAGGCAGGAUGGCCUUCCAACACCCCUCUUGCUGACGAACCCACAUUGCCCUUGAUUCUGGAUCUGGCAAAAGAAGUCCCUGAUAAGGAGAUGAAGCCAUGGCCCCAAGGAUAUCCCCUGAGGUAUAUGCUGAAAUUGUACCAGCGUUCAGCUGACCUGCACGGGCAUCCUAGGGAGAACCGCACCGUUGGAGCUAAAAUGGUGAGGCUGGUAAAGCCCUCGGCCAAUUCAGUAAGGCCUCUCAGAGGUUCCUGGCAUGUACAGAUCCUGGACUUUCCUCUAGCAUCAAACGAGGUAGCAUACCAACUAAUCCGAGCCACUGUGGUUUACCGUCAUCAACUUCAUCUAGUUCAUUACCAUCUCUCCUGCCAUGUGGAACCUUGGGUCCCCAAAUGCGUGACCAAGCACUUUCCUUCUUCUGAAGCAGGUUCCUCAAAGCCACCUCCCAUGUCUAAAGCCUGGACAGAGAUGGAUAUUACACACUGUGUUCAGCAGAGGCUCUGGAAUCGCAAGGGGCGGCGAGUCCUUCGCCUUCGCUUCAUGUGUCAGCAGCAAAAAGGCAGUAAGGUUCUUGAGUUCCAGUGGCAUAGCAUGUCAUCCUUGGAUGUCGCCUUCUUGCUACUCUAUUUCAAUGACACUGACAAGAGUGUUCAGGCUAAACUUCUUGUACAAAGCCAAGAGGAGUUAAUUGAUAGGGAAUCUUCUCUUCUUGUGCGGAGUGCCCGGCAAGCAUGCAGCAUUGCAUCUGAUGUCCCUUGUCGUUCUCAGGAACAUUAUGGGUCUGUAAAGAACCAGUGUUCCCUUCACCCAUACAAGGUCAGCUUCCACCAACUAGGUUGGGAUCACUGGAUCAUUGCUCCCCGUCUCUACACUCCAAAUUACUGUAAGGGGAUCUGCAGUCGUGUGCUACCCUAUGGUCUCAAUUCACCUAACCAUGCCAUCAUUCAGAGCCUUGUGAAUGAACUAGUGAAUCACAGUGUACCUCAGCCUUCCUGUGUCCCUUAUAAUUUUCUUCCUAUGAGUAUCCUUCUGGUUGAGGCAAAUGGGAGUAUCUUGUACAAGGAGUAUGAGGGUAUGAUUGCCCAGUCCUGCACAUGUAGAUAACAGUGAAGUUGCAGCUCUCUCAGAUUUCCUAAGAAACUGGAGAAGAUAAAGAAAGCAUUAUCAGUGUUAAAGCUGGCAGUGAUCUACCCAGUUUACAGGUUAUAUUCCUUAUCCUAAAAAAAGAAAUAUUAUGCUUAUGCUUAAAAUAUAAGAUCACUUUAAAGUCUAUAAAUUAAAUGCUAUGAUCAAGUCUUAAUAUUUUAAAAAAGUAAUUUAAAUGCCAUGAAAUAGUUAUCUUUAGUAUUUAAAUCUCUUCCCUCAUUUGUGAACUCCUCUGUUUAUAAAAGUGUUUCUGGUACUGGUAGCAUAGAAUGGAUCAGUAUGAUUUAACUAGUCAGAGCCCUCAAUGCUUAGAUAAGAUGUUUUUCUGGAGAUGUGCUAUUAUGUCAUUUUUAUUGUAACUUUGGGGGGGAAAUGCUGGUCCAUGGUAGUAGAACAUGUGGAGUCCUGGAGGUGACCUCGGCUCACCUGUUUUGUGUGUCCUGCUGGAUUCUUCUGGGCAUGGGUCUCUGGAAGACAACCUUACUGCUUGGGAGGAAGUAUAGAACUCUCUCCGGGUCUAAAUGAUAUGUGUAGUAUGACUCCCUGAGUUUCUUUCCCUUUUGUGCUGCUGAGGAUAGCAAGCAAGUGCUCUAACACUGUGCUGUAUUCCCUGCCCAACUUAACUCUUCCAUAAUCCUGCAUUUAAGUGUUGGUACA
Molecule: messenger RNA, 1918 nt
Organism: Onychomys torridus (southern grasshopper mouse)
Lineage: Eukaryota; Metazoa; Chordata; Mammalia; Rodentia; Cricetidae
Gene: Bmp15
Product: bone morphogenetic protein 15
Exons: 2
Coding region: 41-1219 (392 amino acids)
Biological process (GO): SMAD protein signal transduction; BMP signaling pathway
Cellular component (GO): extracellular region
Molecular function (GO): growth factor activity; cytokine activity
Source: RefSeq, a predicted model, not a curated record